CCAUCGCUUCGCCAGGUGUGUCUUUUUCGUCGACUCACUCGAGCAUGCCAUUGACUCGCUAUUUUUAGUUUGCCUCUUUCAAGAUUUGCUCGUAUCGAUGCCUUGAUCGGAAGCGGUUCCGCCGUCCUCGCGACAAGACUAUCUCACCUAUACAGUCCGAAGCUCUCCCCAAGGAGCGCGUGACGACGACCGAUCGAGAUGUUCACCUUCACCCCGUUGCUCGGUGCUCAGUCAUCCGCCUCAAAGGCAUCGCAAUCGAUCUUGGAGCUUGAAGGAGGGAUAAAGAUUCUGGUGGAUGUCGGCUGGGAUGACACCUUCGAUCCUCUUGAUCUGCAGGAAUUGGAAAAACAUGUUCCUACUCUAUCGUUGAUCCUUCUAACCCACGCGACUCCUGCCCACAUCGGUGCCUUCGCCCAUUGCUGCAAGACCUUCCCUUUGUUCACCCAGAUUCCCGUCUACGCCACGAGUCCCGUGAUCGCCCUCGGCCGCACGCUUCUACAGGACUUAUACGCGUCUUCGCCUCUCGCCGCGACCUUCCUACCCAAAGCCUCGAUCUCCGAACCCGGGGCAUCCACCUCCGCCGCGUCGGCCGCAGCAUCUGUUGCACAAGGCGACGAGAGCCCAGAGGCCACGCACGCUGGUCGCAUCCUGCUUCAGCCCCCCACCAACGAGGAGAUCGCGCGAUACUUCUCGCUGAUCCACCCCCUGAAAUACUCGCAACCUCAUCAACCGCUUUGUUCCCCUUUCUCCCCUCCUUUGGACGGCCUGACAUUGACUGCCUACAAUGCUGGACACACGGUUGGUGGUACGAUAUGGCAUAUUCAACAUGGGAUGGAAUCGAUCGUCUACGCGGUCGACUGGAACCAGGCCCGCGAGAGUGUCGUCGCGGGAGCGGCGUGGUUUGGCGGCUCCGGCGCGAGCGGGACUGAGGUCAUCGAGCAGCUGCGCAAGCCAACAGCGCUCGUGUGCAGUACCAGGGGUGGUGAAAAGUUCGCCCUCCCUGGUGGAAGGAAGAAGCGCGAUGAUCUGCUGCUCGACAUGAUCCGAAGUACGGUCGCCAAGGGAGGUACUGUCCUGAUCCCGACGGAUACGAGCGCUCGCGUCCUGGAACUGGCCUAUGCAUUGGAGCACGCCUGGCGCGAUGCAGCGCAAAAUGGUCAGGGUGAUGAUGUGCUGAAGACCGCGGGACUUUAUAUGGCCGGCAGGAAGGCCAACACGACCAUGAGACUUGCCAGGAGUAUGCUGGAAUGGAUGGAUGAGAAUAUUGUACGUGAGUUCGAGGCUGCAGAGGGUGCCGAUGCGACGACCGGCCAAGCGCAGUCAAACAACGACGGCCCGCGGUCCGGAGGCCAGGGCAAGACUGAAGGCAAGGGAGUGGGCCCAUUCACAUUCAAGCACCUGAAGCUUGUUGAGAAGCGGAAGAGUUUGGAGAGGAUUCUCGCCGAUCAAAAACCAAAAGUCAUCUUGGCUUCUGACGCAUCAUUGGAUUGGGGAUUCGCAAAGGAGUCGCUCCGCCUGGUGGCCGAGGGCGCCAACAACCUGCUUCUUCUUACAGAGCCUCUGCACAAGGAGAACGUUUCCGACGGUCAUCGCGAAAGCCGCUAUAGGAAGACUCUGGGCGGCAUGAUCUGGGAAUGGUAUGAGGAAAGAAAGGACGGGGUCGCUCUCGAGAAGAGCUCGGACGGCGAGAUGCUGGAACAAGUGCACAGCGGCGGAAGGGAGCUCUCAUGGUCUGAAGUGCGCCGCGCGCCUCUCGACGCCGGCGAGCAACUGCUCUACCAACAAUAUCUCGCUACGAAAAGACAACUCCAGGAUACCUCUCAAACAAGAGGACAGGAAAACCUUGACACUGCCGCAGACGCGCUGGACGACCGGUCUAGUUCUACGUCUGAAGAUUCCGAGACCGAACAACAGGGAAGAGUGUUGAACUUCUCCACCUCCCUGGCCCAUGCCAACCGCAACAAGCUGGGGCUCAGCGAUGAAGAUCUCGGCGUUAAUAUUCUCCUGCGGCGGAAGAACGUCUAUGAUUGGGAUGUUCGCGGCAAGAAGGGCCGCGAGCGAAUGUUCCCCUACGUGGCUCCCCGCAAGCGGGGAGAUGAGUACGGCGAAUUCAUUAGACCCGAGGAGUAUCUCCGUGCGGAGGAGCGCGAAGAGGCCGAUAUGCAACAGCGUCGGACCGACUCACAAAUGAGGCUGGGACAAAAACGGAGAUGGGACGAGAGCGGACCCAACGGACGCCGGCUGUCUGGUAGUGGAGGAAAGCGCCACCAAGGGCCGGGCGGUGCAGCGAAGAAAGAUCUUAGCACAGCUGAUGAGCUGAGCGUGAUGGAGGACGGUGAGGGCGCCGAUGCCGCUGCCUCCUCUGAUGACGAGCAGGAAAGCCAGGCGUUCGAAGGACCGGCCAAGGCGGUUUACGAGAAGGCGAGCCUGACCAUCAACGCGCGCCUUGCUUUUGUUGACUUUACGGGCCUGCACGACAAACGAAGCUUGGAGAUGCUCAUUCCACUCAUCCAGCCCCGGAAACUGAUCCUGAUCGGAGGCAUGAAGCAGGAAACGACGGCGUUGGCCGACGAGUGCCAGAAGCUUCUGGCAGCCAAGGUCGGCGUCGACGUGCCGGCAUCCGCGGAUUCGGCGGUUAUCUUCACUCCUGCCAACGGCGAGAUGGUCGACGCCAGUGUUGACACGAACGCUUGGAUGGUCAAGUUGAGCAAUAACCUGGUCCGACGAUUGAAGUGGCAGCAUGUGCGCAGCCUGGGGGUGGUCACACUGACGGGCCAGCUCCGGGGACCUGAGCCCUCUCCUCAAGCGGAACAGGAUCCGGAAGGUCCCCACAAGAAACAGAAAGUGCUGCUGCAGGACGAAGCCACGCCGGCCACGGAUUCGGAAGCAGAAUCGACGAAACAGCAGCAGCAGCAGCAGCCGCAGCCGCCACCGCCACCGUCACCAGAACCAGCUCCGCCGACCGACAAAACCGAUGUCUACCCCUUGCUGGAUGUCCUGCCGGCCAACAUGGCGGCGGGAACGCGAUCCAUGACCCGGCCUCUCCACGUGGGCGACCUCCGGUUGGCGGACUUGCGCAAGCUCAUGCAGGGGGCCGGCCACACCGCGGAGUUCAGGGGUGAAGGAACACUGCUGAUUGAUGGGAUGGUGGCGGUGCGCAAGUCGGCGACGGGCCGGAUUGAGAUCGAAGCGUCGGCGCAGUCAGCAGCGAUGGUGCCCGGUCGUAAAGGGGCGGGGAGUUUCCUGGCCGUGAAGCAGAAGAUCUAUGAGGGAUUGGCAGUUGUGUCGGGGAGUUGAGCGAGUUGGUCGGAUCGAGAAUAUGUACUGUACCAUCUGUGUGUAUGUCUGUGUGUAGCUUGUAGCUUGAAUCAAGACGAG
Molecule: messenger RNA, 3378 nt
Organism: Aspergillus homomorphus CBS 101889
Lineage: Eukaryota; Fungi; Ascomycota; Eurotiomycetes; Eurotiales; Aspergillaceae
Product: cleavage polyadenylation factor subunit CFT2
Exons: 2
Coding region: 199-3297 (1032 amino acids)
Biological process (GO): mRNA 3'-end processing by stem-loop binding and cleavage
Cellular component (GO): mRNA cleavage and polyadenylation specificity factor complex
Molecular function (GO): RNA binding
Source: RefSeq, a predicted model, not a curated record